Molecule: messenger RNA, 558 nt
Organism: Cladophialophora bantiana CBS 173.52
Lineage: Eukaryota; Fungi; Ascomycota; Eurotiomycetes; Chaetothyriales; Herpotrichiellaceae
Exons: 1
Coding region: 1-558 (185 amino acids)
Biological process (GO): carbohydrate metabolic process; N-glycan processing
Cellular component (GO): Golgi membrane; endoplasmic reticulum
Molecular function (GO): calcium ion binding; mannosyl-oligosaccharide 1,2-alpha-mannosidase activity
Source: RefSeq, a predicted model, not a curated record
AUGGACGGCAUGCUUUCUUGGCUUCCAGCUCAGUUCUCCCCUUCGCGAGGAUUCUAUUCAAGCCUCUCCAGGGAAGACAUGUUCAAGCUGUAUUGGAGACCCUUCUUCCGUACAGUGAUCGUGUCUGCUAUCAUCAUUGCAGUCUUCUUAGUAUCUCGACCACUUGCCUCUUCAUCAACUCCCAUUCCCUUUGUCAAAAGCAGUUUCGACUGGUCCACCUACACCUACCGACACCCUCUACAGUCCGUUACUCCUCUCCCGACAGGAAAGCCGCGCCGAUUUCCUCCAGUCCAGUACAAGUUCCGGCGAGAGUCGAGAGCUGCGGCAACACAGCGAAUAUCGCGCCAGCAAUCGAUGCUGAAAACAUUCAAGAAAUGUUGGCAAAGCUACAAAACUCAUGCUUGGCUGAAAGAUGAACUGCAGUCCAUCUCUGCAAAGAGCAAGAAUACGUUUGGUGGAUGGGCAGCCACGCUGGUCGACUCUCUGGACACCCUCUGGAUGAUGGGACCCAGGGAAGAAUUUUAUGAAGCCGCAGAGCCGGCAGCAAGCAUUGACUAG